Molecule: messenger RNA, 3155 nt
Organism: Tachysurus fulvidraco (yellow catfish)
Lineage: Eukaryota; Metazoa; Chordata; Actinopteri; Siluriformes; Bagridae
Product: MORC family CW-type zinc finger protein 3-like
Exons: 19
Coding region: 119-2689 (856 amino acids)
Cellular component (GO): nucleus; PML body
Molecular function (GO): ATP hydrolysis activity; zinc ion binding
Source: RefSeq, a predicted model, not a curated record
GAACAAAUGCAAAUGUGCCAGGCCUCACAGGUGAUGGGGGUGUUUGCACAACGAACGUACAUGAAAUGAAACGGAUGCUGGCUCCACCCACUCAGACCUGCUUCAUUCCCUUACAACCAUGGCAGCACAGAAAGAGGGAGGAAUACCUAUAAGCGCAGUUAGUCCACGUUAUUUGCAUACAAACUCUACAAGCCACACUGGGCCCUUCAGCGCUAUAGCAGAGCUGAUUGACAAUGCUUAUGACCCUGAUGUCAGUGCAAAGCAUAUCUGGAUAGAUAAAACAGCAAUCAAAGACCAGGAUUGCCUCAGCUUCAUGGAUAAUGGAAAAGGCAUGGAUUAUGACAAGAUGCACAAAAUGCUCAGUUUUGGCUUCAGUGAUAAACAAGUGGUAAAAGGCCAUGUUCCAGUUGGUCUUUAUGGUAACGGGUUUAAGUCCGGCUCCAUGCGCUUGGGAAAGGAUGCCAUCGUGUUCUCGAAGAAAGACAACACCAUGUGUGUGGGUCUUCUAUCACAGACUUACCUCGAGAGGACAGGAGCACAGAAUGUCAUAGUGCCUAUUGUCGCAUUCACAAAAGCUGGAGAGACUGUCGGUGGUCCACGGAAGUAUGAAGAGUGUCUCCAUGAUAUUCUCACCCAUUCUUUGUUUAGCACUAAGGAAGAACUGCUAACUGAGUUCAGUGCCAUUAAUGGCCCAUGCGGCACCAACUCCACUGGAACUCGCAUCAUCAUCUGGAACCUUCGCAAAAUGUCCUCAAGUGAAUUGGAAUUUGACUUCUUGAAGGAUCGUUAUGAUAUUCGGCUCCCUGUUGAUGUUGAUGAAGUCAGCAAAGAGCCAAACAACGGGCCAGAGAGCCAAAUAUCACCACCUGAGAGUGAAUAUUCACUGCGGGCAUACAGCAGUAUCUUGUACCUAAAGCCUAGAAUGCAGAUUAUUAUACGUGGGCAGAAGGUAAAAACUCAGCUCAUCUCCAGAAGCCUAGCAUAUAGCAUUAAGGACACGUACAAACCCACAUUUCUCAAAAAGGGAAUUAAAAUCACCUUUGGCUACAACACUAAAAGUAAAGAACAUUAUGGAUUGAUGAUGUACCACAAAAACCGCCUCAUCAAAGCCUAUGAACCUGCUGCCUGCCAGCGUAAGGCCAACAAAACAGGAGUGCGAGUUAUUGGGGUGAUAGAGUGUGACUACCUUACGCCAAUGCACAACAAGCAGGACUUUGAGAUGACAGAAGAAUACAGAAAAACUAUACAAAAUGUAAGUAUUAAGCUUGAGGAAUAUUGGAAGGAAGUCCGCUACAGACGUCAGAAAUCCAAUUGUAGUGUACCUGUUGAAGAAGAUGUGGAGAAUCCAGAUCAAAACUGGGUGCAGUGUGACCAUUGUAUGAAUUGGCGAAAACUUCCUGAUGGCAUUGAUUUGUCUAAGCUUCCAGAUCAGUGGUUCUGCAACUUGAACCCUGAUCCCCAGUUCAGGAUUUGUACAGCUGAAGAGGAGCCAGAGGAUGAGGAUGAUGAACCCAGAUACCAGAAAACUUACAAACAGGAUGAGAAAAAUCUGAAGUUGCAGAUGGAACACAAAAGACAGCAAAUAGAGCUGGAGCAGAAAGAGGCAAAUGAGAAGUUGAUGUUAGCUUUGACCAAAGAUACAGCUGAUGUCUCAAAGACACAAAAGGACCUUAUGUGCCAGCACAAACGUGGCAGCCCUGUCCAAGCAACACCUGACUCCCCGACACCUAACUCCCAUCCCCAGAGACAUGCAGAUCCCGCUCCCUCACCUAUUUCAACAAGGAAGAAGAGACCCAUGGGCCCAAGCCCAGAGAAUGGAGAAAGGAAGAGAGCCAGAAAAGGAGACAGUUUUGGAAGAAACUCACCAAACAGGCCAUCAACAUCCACAGCCUCACCUGAGUUCUGUUCCCCAAAAAUCCUAGACAAUUCUGUUGAUGUUUGUGAUCAUGAUGAUAUAAGGCAAGAAGGUCAGACUUCAACAAAACUGGAAAACACAGUUCUUGAUGUGUUGGAGGACAAGAAGCAACAGGAUAACCUGCUGGAACUCCUGGAGGAAGUGAAAAAGGAGAGAGAUGAGAGCCGCGCUCAGUUGCUUGUCUCCAACUCACAAGUGGAUAAGCUGAGGAGCAAGAUUCUGGAGCUCAACCAAAGCAUUGUGAAGAAGAAACAAAGCCACAAUUACACACAGACCAGCCCAGAGGAGGCACAAGACUACAAAAUGCUCUACUUGCAGGGAAAAGAAGAUAUAAAGCUGCUCCAAGAAGAGCUUAGUCGGCUGAAGAUGGGAAAAAAAGAGAGGGAGAGAAAAGGCCAGCAAUCUAUGUUAGAGUGUGAUGAUGAUCUGGCUUGUCAAAUGGACAUUCUGUUAAGGGAAAUUGAUCACAGAAACAAGGAGCGAGAAGAGCUACAGGUUAAGAGUCUAGAAAAUUUGAACUGCUCUUUGUCGACCUCCUGUGAGAGCCUGAAGAAAGAUUUAGAGGAGAUGAAGAGAGAAAGUGAAAAGGUCAAGGUACGUACAGAAGAUCAAGUUGUCCAGCCAGAUUUCCCUACUUCCUUCGAUGAAGAAAUUACAGCAACAUCAGCAGAAGCCUCCAACUCAGAAAGAGGGACAGAUCUUGGUAUACAGCAGAAGCUCAAAUUAAGAGAACUCACCCCUGAUCUGGACCGUCAGCAGGUGAAUUACCAUUGAUGCCAUUGAUGAGAUUCUCGUUCAGGUUGUAAAUGAGAUCUCCCCUGCAGAGACAGCCUCUACAUAGAAAAGAUGGUGACCAGAAGAGCAAAAUCUUUUAAGUCACAUUAAUCAUUUGGUUGUUUUAAUGCAUAAAUAACUGCAUACACUGUUGUUUUUGACAAAACAUGAAGAUUUUUAUUACUUGCCUUGAUUAAGUGGAUAGGAAGCUAUUGCAUAUUGUGCAGCCAGAGGACUGUUAGAAAUUGAUUUGGACCCAAGUUUACCAUUAAUAACAUUUAAUUGUGUUUAUAUAAUUAAUUCCUCUGUCCAUACAAUCAAGCAAAACAAGUGAUCUUGUUAUAAAUGUUUUCUUAAAGAUUCAAAAUUAGGAAUUAAAAAAAAAGGUUAAUUAUGUUGGCUUUGUAGAAGCCAACAUUCUGUUUUCCUAUUUAAACUUAGACAAAAAUAUAUCAAGAGAAACUCC